CCGACGCAAGCUCCAGGCUCGCACAGAGGGUGCGCAGGCAGCGCCUGCCGUUUACGACGGGCCGGAAAGUAGUGACCACAUCCCGCGCCGUGCGGAGCCCGGCCGCUAUGGGGAAAAUCGCGCUGCAGCUCAAAGCCACGCUGGAGAACGUCACUAACCUCCGGCCUGUGGGGGAGGACUUCCGGUGGUACCUAAAGAUGAAAUGUGGCAACUGUGGUGAGAUUUCAGACAAGUGGCAAUACAUUCGGCUAAUGGACAGUGUGGCACUGAAAGGAGGCCGUGGCAGUGCCUCCAUGGUCCAGAAGUGCAAGCUGUGCGCAAGGGAAAACUCCAUCGAGAUUUUGAGCAGCACCAUCAAAUCUUACAAUGCUGAAGACAAUGAGAAGUUCAAGACAGUAGUAGAGUUUGAGUGCCGGGGCCUUGAACCAGUUGAUUUCCAGCCCCAGGCUGGGUUUGCUGCUGAGGGUGUAGAAUCAGGGACAGUCUUCAGUGACAUUAAUCUGCAGGAGAAGGACUGGACUGACUAUGACGAAAAGGCCCAGGAGUCUGUAGGAAUCUACGAGGUUACCCACCGGUUUGUGAAGUGCUGAACCCUCUUCCUGCACAGUUGCCUCCAAGAACUGAGAAGGGACAAUGUGCCCCAAGCAGCAGAGCCCACUGAGGCUCAUCCCCUCAUCCUCGUUUCCUGGCAGCUCUCCAAGCCCUCAGUCUGCAUGCUGGGCUCUGUCACAGCUUCCCAAGCCCCACCAAUAAAGCCCCGGUUUGUGCUGUACUUGUGCAUGGAGGUAGUCAGGUAGCAGCCACUCCCUCCACAAAGAAUUCAUGUUGGAGGUCUUACUGCUUCCUGACACCUUCCCACAGUAUAGACUCUUACACUUGA
Rhinolophus ferrumequinum (greater horseshoe bat) is the source of this 880-nucleotide messenger RNA. It is a transcript of the gene CZIB, whose product is annotated as CXXC motif containing zinc binding protein. Gene Ontology annotation, molecular function: zinc ion binding. The transcript has 8 exons. The record is from RefSeq and is a predicted model, not a curated record. Bases 108 to 590 code for a protein of 160 amino acids. Lineage: Eukaryota; Metazoa; Chordata; Mammalia; Chiroptera; Rhinolophidae.